This is a messenger RNA of Vitrella brassicaformis, 2096 nucleotides long. The record is from the annotation of a GenBank genome assembly. NCBI's taxonomy places the organism in Eukaryota, Vitrellaceae.
CCAUCUGCCAAGAAAUCCCUUGUAUAAGUACUACUCAUCAGGUGGGUAGACGAAGCAAAAGCAAUCGAGAAACACACAGAUCCGUUGACAUCGGUGUCUGUCUGUGUGUGUGUGGUUCAGGGACUGCCGGUGAGAGAUCUGUUGCCCUGUGACGAUGGAGGCCGAGUUGGCCGCUCGGCGGUUCAGCGCUCGUGCGAUUCUCAAGGAGCUGCACGUGCCCGUGACGGCCAUCGGUGACGCCAUCAGCCAGCUGCACACACAGGUCCGCCAGGCUGACGAGGCCGCCCACGUGGCCGCCCAGCGAAAGAGGCAGCAGCACGGCGCAUCGGACCCCUCGGCGGCCUCGCGUGACGACACUUUGGUGCUGAAUGUGGGCGGCCAUCUGAUGAGCGUCAGGCGGCAGCACGUGACUCAGGGAGAGGGGGUGGAGGGCACUCCGCUGGCGGCCCUCUUCGGGGGCUGCUGGGAGGACCGACUCAUAAAGGACGACAGCCAGCGGGUGUUCCUCGACAUCUGCCCGGAGGCCUUUAAGGCCGUUCACAAGGCCAUCCUCAAUGCCGAGACCCUUCGCAGCGCCGGCAAGGCGGCGUCGGUCGGCCACCUGCUCAAUAAAGUGGCCAAGCGCGACAAGGGUGACGGCAAUAAAGGCGAUGACACAGUCUUCUCGUUUCGUCAUUUUGCCUUUGGCUGCCUGUGUGUGGUGUGUCUGUCAGGUCGCCAUGGCUUCUGGGUCAAGCUGUUGAUGACGCCUCUCAACAAGGAUCGCCCAUCGGCGAGGAUGCGGCAGACGCGGCCCCCUGUGCCCCGGCUGGCGGCCACUGACAUGCCUUCCGGCAGCGGCGACACAGUCAGGAAGCUCGAAGGCAUUAUAAGGGCAUACGCCGCCGAGAGGGCCCGGCUGGAGGGACAGCUGCGGGCCGCCGACAAACGACGCGACAAUCUCGACAAAGAGAUAAAGGUGACGAUAUGAGCAGAGGUGGAGGAAGAGGCCGUUGGUCUGAUGGUUGUGGCUGUGUGUGUGUGUCAGGCCGUCGAGCCCUUUCUGCUGCCUCUGAGUGGCGGCGAUACCAUUCGGUCGGUCGAGGUGUGUGGUCAGCUCAUCUCGACCACUCAGUCCACUGUGGACGAAAUGGGCGACAUCGCACUGGCCAACCGAUUUGACCUGUGAGCCCAUCACACCAACACACUCAGGACACACUGAUGUGUUUCUCACUGCUUGUGUGCCGUCAGGUGGUCCAGCAGCCGAGCGGUGGAGGUGGUGGAUCCCGACCACAUCGGCCGCAUGGUCGCCGUCUACCGCAGAAAGCGACUCGGCGCCUCGCCGGCCGACAUGGCCGCCGUCCUGACGAUGGCUGGCAAGACGGACCAGCCGCCAUUUGACGUCAACGCGGCCAUGUACGGCAUUGUCAAGACCGACACACCCACACCACAGGCCAGGUGAGACCCAACAGGGAGCAGACAAGAGCAAUUGGCCAUCUUUGUUGCAUUCUUUUCAGUGUCGGCCGUCGGACCGGCACAUUGCCGUCUGGUUGUCGAUAUGAGGUGGUGCAGGAGGGCUACGGCGGCAGAGUGCCCACACUUUCUAUCGACACCGUCGAGUACGACUACAUUGGGUGGCGUGAUGGAUUCGACGGCCGGGACAAAGCAUUCGAUUACCGUGGGGAUGUGGGUCGUUUGUCCGAUCUGGAUGGGUGGCUGAAAACGGCGUUGUUUUGGAUGAGGGAGGGGGAGGUCAGACGAUUCAGACUGCCAGACGAAAAUCACGCCCCCUACCGUCAGCUGCACUUGAUCAGCAUAGUGUAGGAGAGAGAGAGUGCACACACACACAGAUGGGGGCGGCUCUGUCUGUGACACACACUCAUGUGUGAGGCCGGGAGCCCUCCCUCGUCGCCUGGCUGACUGUGGGCUUUGGUUUUGAGCGAUGGAGUGAGUGCGUUGGCUGUGUACUGUCCAACGGCAGCGAGGGGGGGGGAUUUUUAUCACAUCGUUGAUGUUAAGGUGUGUGUGUCGCCUCUCUCCCCCCCACCUAUAUAUCGAACGAUCUGAUGGACGAUGGCCAACUAAAUGAAUGAAAGACAUACAUAUAUACGUCUCGU